This is a messenger RNA of Aphanomyces astaci, 972 nucleotides long. RefSeq lists its product as hypothetical. The record is from RefSeq and is a predicted model, not a curated record. The coding region runs from base 1 to 972 and encodes 323 amino acids. Lineage: Eukaryota; Oomycota; Saprolegniomycetes; Saprolegniales; Verrucalvaceae. The transcript is spliced from 10 exons.
AUGAGUCUUCUCCUCAUUGACGCCGUCGAUGGCUUCCGUGUCUCAAAGUCACUGCGGCAUACAACUCUGCCCCCCGAGGACGACGCCGCCGAGGAAGAUGCCGAACAAACCGACGAGGAGUCGACGCUUCCCCUGACACCCGCGCGCACUCGACACAGACACGCUUCCAAACGAUCGCCCCACCAUUCGACAACAAGAAUGGCACCGCUCGGCAUUCCGUCCAUACUUACGAUCGAAGACGACAAGAUCCUCAAGUCCUACAUGAAGCAAUGGAAAGCUAAAGCAUUGCAUUUCAAGCACGAGUCCACGCACAACGGCAUUUGCACGUCGACGAUGCAUCUCACGGCGUGCGUCGAGCGGGGGUCUGGCCAGACGGUGAGCUGCAUGACCCAGCUCCUUCCAGCGUCAGCACCUCCCACCUGCGAAUUCUACGCUGUCGCAGAAAACGGCAAGAUUCCACCAGGCAUCGCGGUUCAAGGCAUCACCGAGAGGCUCAUGGUGCACAGUUUGCCACCCAUUCAUCACUUAGAUUUUGCGAAUUUGAAGGCGCUGGUGCUGGAAAAUGUGAUAAUCCCCCAAGGCGUCCAUGCGUUACGACUGGCCAACGUCACGUUGACAGGAUACCCAACCCAUGGCUUUCAAAAUGUGUCGUUAGCAUCGUCCAUGCGCCGAGUGGCGCUACGACACAAUUUGAUAACGUCAUUUGACCCGACCGAAUGGGCCAAGUUCCUCCUGGAGGAUUUAUUUCUGGAAAACAACCUCCUCCGUACGUUUGUCAACGUGACAUUCCCACCUACCAUUACCACAUUGGAUUUACGGAAUAAUGUCAUCAAGUCGUUUGUCCACACGACAUUGCAUUUGGCAUUGACUUCGUUUGGAAGGCAAGUGGUUGCCUUCCAAACGACCGUGGAAGGCGUGCCCGUUCGAACGUUGACCCGACUUGUAAUGGGGCGCACAGAGGAAGGUGUGUAG